AUGCGGGGCGGCGGGGCCGGGGGGCCGCUGGGUUGGGCCGGGCUGGCGCUGCUCGUCGCGGCCGCCGUGCCUUGGGCGGCUGCCAGGCCGCGGCCCGCCGGCUCGGGGCGCCGGCACAGCGUGGUGCUGGUGGCCUGCGACUCGCUGGAUGGACGUUUGACAUUUUAUCCAGGAAAUCAGACUGUGGAAUUGCCUUUCAUAAAUUUUAUGAAGAGACAUGGCACUGUCUUUCUCAAUGCCUAUACCAAUUCUCCAAUUUGCUGUCCAUCCCGUGCAGCUAUGUGGAGCGGUCUUUUCACUCAUUUAACAGAGUCUUGGAAUAACUUCAAAGGUCUGGAUCCAGAUUAUGUAACGUGGAUGGAUCUCAUGCAGAAGCAUGGCUACCACACACAGAAGUAUGGGAAAUUGGAUUAUACUUCUGGGCACCAUUCAGUGAGUAACCGUGUGGAAGCCUGGACUAGGGAUGUUGAUUUCCUGCUCCGGCAAGAAGGGAGACCCAUGGUAAAUCUUACUGGCGAUAGGAGGCACGUGAGAGUGAUGGAAGCAGAUUGGCGGAAUACUGACAAAGCAGUGGCUUGGAUACGGGAAGAGGCCAUUAACCUUACUCAGCCGUUUGCUCUUUACUUGGGACUAAAUUUACCACAUCCCUAUCCAUCACCUUAUGCAGGAGAAAAUUUUGGUUCCUCUACAUUUUUAACAUCUCCCUAUUGGCUUGAAAAGGUAAUGUAUGAAGCUAUUAAAAUUCCCAAGUGGUCUUCGCUUUCAGAGAUGCAUCCAGUAGACUAUUAUUCAUCUUACACCAAGAAUUGCACGGGACAGUUUACAAAGCAAGAAGUGAAAAAUAUUAGAGCAUUUUAUUAUGCUAUGUGUGCAGAGACAGAUGCUAUGCUUGGUGAGAUUAUUUCAGCUCUGAGAGAUACUGGGCUUCUUAAAGAAACAAUUGUUAUAUUCACUUCUGAUCAUGGAGAACUUGCUAUGGAGCACCGGCAGUUCUACAAAAUGAGCAUGUAUGAAGGAAGUUCCCAUGUUCCGCUUUUAGUUAUGGGGCCAGGCGUUAAAGAACAGCAGCAAAUAUCAAACGUUGUGUCUCUUGUGGAUAUAUAUCCUACUAUGCUUGAUAUAGCAAGAAUUCCUGUUCCACAGAACCUCAGUGGAUAUUCUCUUAUACCGCUGCUACAGGGAAAGGCUGAAGAUGAAGUGUCACCCAGAGGGCCUCGGCCCUCGUGGGUGUUGAGUGAAUUCCAUGGGUGCAAUGUGAAUGCUUCCACAUACAUGCUUCGAACUGGUAAAUGGAAGUAUAUCGCGUACUCAGAUGGCCAUUCAGUGCUUCCACAACUGUUCGACCUUUCUGCUGAUCCAGAUGAGCUCACAAACGUUGCUGUGAAAUUCCCAGUAAUUGUAAAUUCCUUGGACAAAAUACUUCGCUCUGUAGUAAACUAUCCAAAGGUUUCUUCUUACGUUCAGGACUAUAACAAAAAACAGUUUAUCAGCUGGAAACAAAGUUUGGGCCAGAAUUACUCGGCUGUUAUUGCCAACCUUAGAUGGCAUCAAGACUGGUUAAAGGAACCAAGAAAAUAUGAGAACGCAAUUGACGAGUGGCUGAGUCAAAGAGAAUUAAUAAAAUAAAUACAUAAAUAAAUAAAAACAACACAGAUUUCUUAUGACUGAUGAUGUGGAAACAUUCUGCAUUUGUGGUACUCUGUUGUGUUUCAGGUGUUAGAACUGCUAUCUUAUACAAGCUAUUUAAAGCAAAGAUGCUCAGAGAAUUACUGGUUUGUGUUAAAAAGCCAAAAACAUGUUAUAUAACUAGCCAGCACAACAAAUUUAGGUUCUACGUGUUACAAUUCCAUAUGACAGAAGUAUCCAUAGGAAGGAUAGCACAUAAGUAGUAAUUAUGUGCAUGGAAUGUUUAGCUGGUUGCCAAAAUGCCAAGUAUUAAGUGUCAGAACUUAACAGGAAUUUGCAUUUCUAAGGACAGACUAGAAAACAGAUUAUAGUACCUAGUUUGGAGAUGCCAGUUUGGAGAUGCCAUAGAGGUUCAAAUUUCAUCAAAAGAUACCACCUAGUACUGGUCUGAACAUAAACGCACUUUAUUCAAGUACUUAAUACUUCCAUCAUUCCCUAUUUAUACAUCACCAAGUCCUCAUCCUUUGAGGAUCAGCCUUCUAACCUCUGGCUUUUGGAUCUCAGUUUAUCAGGCCUCACUGUUCAAAAUAAUUUCAUUAUGUGCGUAGGCUACUCAUGGAACAUGUUUGCUAUGAACAGGAAUUUGGCCUUUGGUCACUGUUGGAAAUUUAAAGGAGAAAAAAAAAAAAAAAAACGCUCAGAUCAAACUUGUCACUACAACUGUUCUGUGAACGCUGUUCUGGUAACGCUGUUUGCACAAGGUACUGGUUGAGUAGAUUCCCCAUUAUGCAGUUAGAUUCUGCAGGUAAAUGUUUUAAUGUGCAAAACUGGAACCAGAAAUGUAUACAGAGGAGAUGCUGUCGAAGCUUGCAGAA
Messenger RNA from Oxyura jamaicensis (ruddy duck), 2501 nucleotides. RefSeq names its product arylsulfatase family member K (gene ARSK). NCBI's taxonomy places the organism in Eukaryota, Metazoa, Chordata, Aves, Anseriformes, Anatidae. The transcript has 8 exons. Bases 1 to 1626 code for a protein of 541 amino acids. The record is from RefSeq and is a predicted model, not a curated record.